AUGAUAUGCUUUUGCUCAACCUUCGUGUGUGUCGAGUUAUCUCAAACUCAACGUUCAAUCCUUCAAGCUUCAAGUUUCGAUGGCGAACAGCUUCCAUUGAGCAUCGUAAUCCUGAUGAAGAUGAAGAUGAGGUUUCAUAGGUAUCCUGCGGCACCACAGCUUGAAUCACUGAUGUCGGCCCUCCAUGCGGCGCAAGGAUUGUGUAGGGAGAUAAAAUUAGAUCCCAAAAAAGCUAUACUACUACAUUUGAGUACAGUGUAUCCUCAUAGCAUGCAAACUCUCUCAGCGUUAGCUCUUCUCAUCCUCCUUCAUGGUCUUUUCAAACCCAAUUUCAACAUCGCUCGAGAACCCCGUGCUCAUAAACCCAGUCUCGACCUGCCUGAACACGAUCGGCUCUCUCGUAGCUGA
Cyclocybe aegerita is the source of this 408-nucleotide messenger RNA. The record is from the annotation of a GenBank genome assembly. NCBI's taxonomy places the organism in Eukaryota, Fungi, Basidiomycota, Agaricomycetes, Agaricales, Hemipholiotaceae.